GACUUUAGUUAGAUUUUUGUCUCUCUCAUUUAACUAUCUUUGGUAUUGAGUAGCAAGAGGGAUUUUGGAUUUGAAUUGUUGGGACUUAGGUUGUUUAUGUUUAAGAGGAGAGGAAAUUGUAUUUUAAACACCCAACCCCUAAUCAAUCGGCAAUAGGUGGAGUAAUCCAUUGGUUUCCUAUAAUUCACUGAUAUGAGAUUCUUACACGUGACACACCCUCAUAGAUCCACCUGUCACAUGGUCAUAGCACACCAAUCCACUGUUAACCUCACCUCCGAUUGCACACCAGGGCUUCCAACAACCCUUCCAGGGUUGCAAAUUUGUAGCAACUCUUUUGGAUUUGUGCAGACAGACUAGGAUCACAACGACCUCUCCUAACAUCAACUACCCCCCUUGGAUUGCUCAUACGACUUGGCGCUGGGCUUUGAUACCAUUGUCUGCACUACUCUCUUGCAACCAAGGCAGCAUUUGGGAUUCAGGUGUCAUAUUUUAAUGGGGAACAAGGUUCUUAUGUUAAUUAGGUUGUCAUUGGAUUGGCUUUGAGUUUUCCAGCACUGAAAUACUUAGAUUCUGAGAUUGGUGGUGGCAUUCAUCGUGCUUCACUCUUUAGUUUUAUUAGUAAUUGUAAGGAUAGGUCCGAGGUGCCCACCUCGGACGUACUAAAUAAUUCUUCAACAAUCGAAGUGAAAAGUAAACCCAGCUGCAUAAUAGUUACUGUGAACAGGCACGCACCUGAUUUCUUAUGACAGGCUGUACAAUAGUUAUGGUAUGUACGUUCACACCUGAAUAUGUCUCAAAUUCCCGGUCCCGAGUAUCUUGCUUGGCAGGCCAACACGGGUUCUCCAUUGGAACAUAUAAAUACCCCUCAAGGGCCACCUCAGAAAGGUAAUUGAAACCGAUCCUAAGCUCUUUUUAUCUCCGCCUUAAAGGUAGCCCCGAUUAUUGCUGACUUAAGCAUCGGAGUGUCUACCCCGAGUUCCACCUCGGGGCUUUGCAGGUACAUCCGAAGUGAAGAUGCGGACUGAAGAAGGACUUCCGGUUUGCUCGGCAAAAGCGAGGCAGUUCAGCUCGGCAGCAGUAGAGCAACCCAGCUCGGCAGCGGUAAAGUUCAAAGCAAUGCUCCAGCUCGGCAGCAGUAGAGCAGCCCAGCUCGGUAGCAGCAAAGCGGCCAAGCACAGCAGCAACAAAGCAGUUCAGCUCGGCAACAGAACAACAGCCAAGCACGGCAGCAACAAAGCGGCCCAGCUCGCUGCACCAAAACAGUCCAGCUCGGCAGCGGCAAACCUCAACAGUACUCCCGCUCAACAGAAGCAAGGCAGCCCAGCUCGGCAGCAGCCAAGUAACCCAGCUCGACAGCCGCAAAGCAGUCUCUCAGCUCGGCGGCAUGCACUGAGCAAAUUUGUAAUGAAGCUCGUUGAAGAAGACGCGAGCAAUCAACAAAAUAUGAUGAUGGUCAGCCCGAAUUUGCAACAAGCAUCUAAGUUCAUAAACAGAACAAUCUUAACAAGGCAAGACGAGCUCGAGCUUGACGGCAGCGACAAGCAUUCUCCCAGCUCGGCAGCUUGGUAGGAACAAAGCAGCCCCAGCUCGGCAGCAGCAAAGUGAUCUCCCAGCUCAUCACCACAUACCAAACAAAUUUGUAAAGAAGCUCGUUGAGGAAAACACGGGCAAUCAACAAAAUAUGAUGAUGAAUCCAAGAGCAAAAUCCCUCCAAUCAGCUGCUAGGGAACAAAGGCCUAUGGUUCCAAUGACAGAGAAAGGUGAUGGCAGCGUUAGAUGAAAGCUCUGGAGGUACUGGACACCACCCUUCAAGAUGACAAUUAAACCACUACCGGGAACACACAUGCUGCUCUGAGAAGCCAGUAGUCGCAUCUCAUGCUCAGUUGAGAGCAGAGGCAUUCAACCGCCCACGUAGCACCACCGAACCAUUUGGAGGCUUGAAAAAUUUGCCAAUAAAGUUGUGAAUAAUGA
Rubroshorea leprosula is the source of this 1971-nucleotide messenger RNA. Lineage: Eukaryota; Viridiplantae; Streptophyta; Magnoliopsida; Malvales; Dipterocarpaceae. The record is from the annotation of a GenBank genome assembly.